GCGGUAAGAGGCAGCGUUCCGGGCGCGGACGAGGGCCGGGUGUGCGCCGGGCCGGAGGGCGCCAGUUGCGCUGCGGUGCACGGCGGCGGGGUAGACCUGUUGCCCACCCGCUUGCCUGCUCGGCGCUCCGCGGGCCGGCCGGGGCGCGGCGGCGGGGCUGGCGCUGAAGGCGUGUUUCCUGUCCCCCCCAGAGAGGCGGCCGAGCUAUGGAGGCGUUCCCGUCCCCGCUGGAGUCCGCUAAGUUUAUCGCCGCCAACAGCAAAGAUGUCUCCGUGGAAGAGGAGGGGUCUGAAGGAACGCCUAUUACCAGUGCAUCGUAUUUUGCCACAAUGACGCUCGACCAAGUGAGGCACGUGUUUCGCUCUGACACCGAAGUGCCCAUACCUUUGCUUGAAGAGAGACAUCGGGUGCUGAAUGAAAGCGGAACAGUUCUGUUAGAGAAGUUUGGAGGCUCUUUCCUCACCUGUGUUAAAAUGAGUGAGAGAAGUGCUCAGAAACUACUACGCCUGGUACUGGAAAACUUUCCUUCUUACAGAGAUGAAGCUGUAUUUGAGAAAAAAAAGGUGUCUUUCUACAAACGGGCACAAAUACUUGUGGCUGAUACAUGGAGCGUAUUAGAAGGCAAAGGGGAUGGCUUUUUUGAUGACAUUUCUAGUCUGACUAUAUUUGCUGACUACAGAAUUCCUCAAGUUCUUGUUCACUUAAAAGCAAUGAAGUAUUCUGAAGAACUAAUGAAGAAACUACGCGAAGGGACGGUUUUCCAGUCGGGGGACCGGGAGGAGGUGGAGAUCCGCGGCUGUUCCAUCUGGUGCUGCGCGCUGAUCUGUAAGCACCUGCUGGAGCUCUACGAGAAGAAGGGUCAGGACAUGCGGGAGAAGAUCAACGCGGUCUUGCUGGAUUACUACCUGUGGGACUAUGCCAGGGAGCACCGGGCGGAGAUGAAGGACAUCCCGUUCCACCGCGUGCGGUGCAUAUAUUACUAACCCGCCCGCCCUCCUACUCCUGCUUCGUCUUUGCAACUGUUCUUUUCAUGCGGGACGCACGGUGUGAGCUUUGCCGCCCGCCCCCGCCUUGACACCCGCUUUUUCGCUCGCUCCCGCUCUGGUGUCGCCUCGCUGCCCUACCCGUUGAUGACGUCAAAUAAACAGUGCAGUGACGUACCUCGCA
Molecule: messenger RNA, 1167 nt
Organism: Calidris pugnax (ruff)
Lineage: Eukaryota; Metazoa; Chordata; Aves; Charadriiformes; Scolopacidae
Gene: QNG1
Product: chromosome unknown open reading frame, human C9orf64
Exons: 5
Coding region: 207-983 (258 amino acids)
Source: RefSeq, a predicted model, not a curated record